CGGAGUACAGCAGAAGCAUUCCGGCUAGAUUUGCUGCUAGCCAGAGUGGAUCAGCUGCUUUUGUCGGGAUGUGGAUAUAGAUGACCGUUUCAUCUGCUUGUAACCUCCCCUUUCCGAAGAUGUGCCGAUGAAAAUGCGAUAAAUAUUGCACCUACAGUGAGUUUGGAGACACUCCCGUCAUCCCAGUUGUCAUGGAGAAGCCGUGGAGGUUAUGGGCUGCACUGGAGGCGUGUUUGCUGACCGUGUGUGCGUGGUCGUGGGGAGUCUGCCGCGUUUCCCUGCUCGCCCUAAUUCUGACCUUCCACCUGUACGGAGGCUUCAUACUGCUGGUACUCAUUUUAGCAUCUGUGGCUGGAAUCUUAUACAAGUUCCAGGACGUGCUGCUCUACUUUCCCGAUCAGCCCUCGUCUUCGCGCCUUUACGUUCCCGUGCCGACGGGAAUCCCUCAUGAGAAUGUGUACAUCCGCACCAAAGACGGCGUUCGGCUCAACCUCAUUCUGCUCCGUUACACUGGUGAAAACCCCGCCUCCGCACCCACCAUUUUGUAUUUCCAUGGCAACGCAGGGAACAUAGGCCACCGCGUGCCUAACGCGCUGCUCAUGCUGGUCAAUCUGAAGGCCAACGUGGUGCUGGUGGACUACAGAGGCUACGGAAAGAGCGAUGGAGAACCUAGCGAGGAGGGACUUUACCAGGAUGCCGAGGCCACUUUGGAUUACAUCAUGACCCGGGCGGACAUCGACAAGACGAAAGUGGUGUUGUUCGGUCGUUCGCUGGGGGGCGCGGUAGCCAUACGUCUGGCUUCGGGCAACCCGCAUCGAGUGGCCGCCUUCAUGGUGGAGAACACUUUCCUGAGCAUCCCGCACAUGGCGGCCACACUGUUCUCGUUCUUUCCCAUGCGUUACCUGCCCCUCUGGUGCUACAAGAACAAGUUCCUGUCCCAUAGACACGUGACGCUGUCCCGAAUGCCGUCCCUCUUCAUCUCCGGCUUAUCAGACCAGCUCAUCCCGCCGGUAAUGAUGAAACAGCUGUACGAAUUGUCUCCGUCUCGGACUAAACGCCUCGCCAUCUUUGCAGAGGGUACACAUAAUGACACCUGGCAGUGCCAGGGUUAUUUCACCGCUCUGGAGCAGUUUAUGAAGGAACUGCUCAAAAGCCAUGCCAGAGAGGAGACGGCCCAGAGCUCGACUAACGUCACUAUAAUCUAAAACAAGAAAUGCUUUGAAUCUGAACCCUCUCGGAUCGAAUGUACAAGUUAUUCUUUUGUUUUAUUUCUCUUCAGCUCUUUUCAUUGAUCCACCAAGAAUUUAUUCGUUAUGAUUUAAUUUAUAUAGUGAUGAAGACUACUGAACAUCUUCAGGAGUUUUUAGAUGAUCUUAGUCCUUUGUAAUUUGCAUAUAAAGACACCUUAAGGUAUAUUAAAUGCCCCACCACUUGCAAGUAUGAAUACUGGAAAAGAAAGAUGGAUAGGAUUCCUUGCGGCUAUAUAAAACACUGUAUAUUUAACACUUUACAAUAAGGUUCUAUGCAACAGCAUUUAUCAAUCCUGGUUUGUUUAGUAUAACAAAAAACAAUAGUAUAUUUAUGAAAAAUGUCGGUUUCAAUGCUUAAAAAAAUAAUAUUUUUUAAUACAUUAAAAUUUUAAUGUUACAACUGUAUAUGUAGGAAAAACAUUAAAGGAAUAGUUAAAUUAAUUUAGAUAUGAAAUUGACUCAUGACAUCCCUUCCUCAGUUGAACACAAACAAAUCAUUUUGGAAUUAACUAAAAAUUCAUAUUUGGGUUGAUAAUUCCUUUAACCAAGCUUAUUACAUGCUGUUAAAAUAUUGUUCAUUAAAACAUGGCCUUACUGUAAAGUGUUAUGAUUUCUCCUUUUGUAUUUGUUUUUUAAACCGAACAGAGGGCUCAGAUAUAUUUUGAAUAAUUUUUGCCUUUAAAUAGUAAGGAUUUAGUCAGGAUCGGGGCAACUGAUCCCAUUUCAUCUUUGUCGACGGCAUUUCAUGCAUUCAAGUUUACUGUACUCGCCUGUAACGUCAGAGCUUUAUUUAUCUCACUGCCUUCUUUUUUCACUGAAGGUUAAAAUCCACUCAGGAAAUCAGCUCAUUGUGGUUCAAUCUCAUGUUUUGGAUGUGCAUGUGGAGCUGUGCGUGAGAGGUGCAAAUGUGGGCUGCAGUACACUGUGAGUGCUGAACAAAAAUGCCAUCACAAAAAGCCUAAAGUAUCUUUUCUCUCCAUGUCUCAGGCUUUGUGAUCUUUUAAAAAGAAGAGUAAUAUCGCACACAACAGCAGCUUGACAGUGUUCCAAGCACAGUCCAUUUGCACAAGUUGAGAAUAUAACGUUUCCCCUUUUUUAAUCAGGGCAAGUGCUUAUCAUCAAAUCUCUGCCGAUGACCUGUUUUCAUUUGGAUCAUGUUUGAAAAGCUAGCUUAAUAUUUCUGACUGUCGCGAUGUAUAAAAAGAUCCAUUCGUUUUCGUCACUGUUUUCAGUUCCAUAUAAUUUUCUUUAUCUACAAUUAAAAAUCAUGCCUGCUCACGUGAGAAAAUUUGAAGAAUGUUGAUUUCUUUCUCAAUGAUGAAAGUAAAUAAUUCCCUAAAAUCUUUCUCUCCUAAUUUGAAUGUCACCAUUGAUCACAAGGCAUGCGAGGGCCAUCGGCAUUCCUCAUCACUGAUGUCUUAUCAAGGAUGACAUGUCUUCACCUCAUAUACGUGAGCUUAAAGCUGCACCCCGUAAAUUUUGACUCUCUAUCACUAUCUCUGUUAGAAAUAAAAUUGCGGGUCACUUUACAUACUUAUCUUAAGGACAGCUAAAGUCAAAUGACAUCAAACUAACAUUUCCUGUAAAGUCAUACCUGACAGCUCAACUUAUAAGUCAUUAUUAUAAGCUUAUUAUAAGCAAAUUAGGGUAUGGUAAAGAGGGAGUUUUGAACAUUGAUUUAGUUGAUUUUUUAACCAAAUGUGUGCACAUUGCGGCUUUAGAAGAGUUUUGGCGAAGGAUAAGAUUUGAACUACUUAAAUUAAGUUGUUCAUAGAAAACAUGAUCAGGCUUCAGAAGUACAGCUGCGGAAGAAGUGAAGAGAUUUAGAGAGAGGAUUUCUAGAUGUUCUGUGGGCACUCCAGUCCAGAGUCUGUUGAAUUUCAACAAAAUCAAAGACAAAGACAUCCAACUGCAAAUGUAAAAGACAGGUUAUCACAUUUUACUUUUCCUAAACUUAUGGAUAUAAAAUACUGUUUUGCUUAAAAGUAAAUAAGAUCUUGUUUUCUUUGCAGUAUUUGAGGUCUGAAAUAAUAUACAGAGCAUAUUGUUUUCUGUUAUUUUGACCUGCUUCUCCAAUUUUCAUUUUCUGCAAAUUGAAACAAUAGUUUUAUUUGAAAUUUGGCAGAAAUAGUGUUUUUAGUUCACAGAAUGAAGCAAAAACAAUAAUUUUGAAAUGUUUUUCCGCAGCUGUAUAAUGUACAAAAUACUUUGAUGGAAGCUUUGAGAUCGACGCCUUAGUCCAUAUUCACCUUCUUUGUGUGAACAUUUCCUUGUCAUAUAUAGGUUUAGAAUUACAUGAUGAUGAAGAAAGAACGGAAAAUUUAUUUUUGGGUAAAUUCACCAAUGAGAAAGCAAUGACAUUCUCAACAAAUACUGUAUGUUUUUGUCAGUGGUAAACACACAAGGAGGUUCAAACCAGUGAUAAUUUGUUCUUACUAUAGUCACAGUUUAGUGGUUGACUGUCUGGGACCCGGUAUAAAUGAUCCUGAAAUGUGGACUUUGCAACCCUGAUCCAUCAUGCAUAGUGUUGGAUCAAUGCACAUCCACUUGUGUAACUAAUGCAUGCUUAAGAUGCUCUGCACAUGUUUUUCAACUCUGGUGCACUUUUACACAGUUUGUCGUACUGUUACGACUGAUUUUAAGGCAGAACAUUUCAAUGCCAGUUUGCAUGUAAAUUUUGAAAAGGAUGAACCAGAGGUUUGUCAGGCUUCCAAAGUCCACCUUUUGAGAUUGAAUGGGUUCUUUUGUGGUGUUUGAGGGUUUGUUUUUUAUAGAAGCAAUUGAGCUUUAGAUGUUUUCAGUUGUAACCAGUGUUACUUGUUCUAAACAGGACGGUUGUAACAGGAGUGGGACGGGCGGAAUCAGGCGAUCCAGGGGAACGUUCCCAAAAUGCAGGAGUUUUGGUGGUUUUAGGUUAAUUAUAUUGUUUUGUUUUUGCUUCUGUGUUCCUGACUUUUGAAUUUGACCAUUUGAGUGGUCAUUAUUAAUGUCCCAUUGCGGGAAUUCUGGGUAAUUCUUCCAAAUUCAAUAAGAUUAUUAUUUUCAGUGAUCACGUUGUUGCUAAGCAUUUUGUUCAACUCACAGUGAUGUGCCAUUAAACUCUAUUGAAUGUCUGUGUGGUUGAGUGUAAAUGUCACAAUAAAUUAACAAAACUACUAUAGAGUUGACUAGAUUUGACUAAGAAACAUUGGCAUGUUCUGGCAAUUUCCGGGGCUAGUUCAUAUGAAAAAAAUCAAAUUUCAUCUCCUUCGUGAAUUGAAAAUAUGAUAUCAUGUAAAGCGCUGCUCAUGUUUUAUAUUUGCUUUGUACGGUGAAUUGUAAAUCAGAGAUAUUGAGUGUGCGAGGAGGCUGUUCUUUUUUCAAUACAUUCAUGUGUGUUUUGAGCCAUGGAUUUUCUAGUCAAAUCAUUUGUUCGUGUAAAUACAAUUGAAUCACACUUUGUAUUUUCUGUGUGGUGACAUGCAAUAAAGAAUUCAAACCCUUCUGAUAA
This is a messenger RNA of Triplophysa dalaica, 4740 nucleotides long. RefSeq names its product abhydrolase domain containing 13 (gene abhd13). The record is from RefSeq and is a predicted model, not a curated record. The transcript is spliced from 2 exons. Gene Ontology annotation, molecular function: palmitoyl-(protein) hydrolase activity. Gene Ontology annotation, cellular component: membrane. Bases 192 to 1205 code for a protein of 337 amino acids. NCBI's taxonomy places the organism in Eukaryota, Metazoa, Chordata, Actinopteri, Cypriniformes, Nemacheilidae.